CAGUCGCAUCGCGCACAUGCUGGCGUGAACACGAAUUCAGCGCUAGGACUUCGCGCGAAAUGGCGGGAACUUUCUGACAACUUUCGUAAUAUAGUACGCAAUCGUAUCUCAAGAUUUUUCUAAGAAUAAAGUAAACAAUUUAUAACGUGAAUAUUAUUAACAAUAAUGUUGUUGUAGUUUUGAAACAUGUUCGAACAGUGUUAGAUAUUUCAACGACUCUACAAUUAUUUUAUUCAAAUACAAUGUUAAUAAACAGUAUGAAAACGAGACAGCGUUUAGGAUGCAGUAAAUAUUUGCUACCAUAAAAAUAUAUAUUUAAAAUGAAAAAAUUAAAAGAAGAGUUUGUGAGCGCUAAAGUAUCAUAGACAAAUAUCCGAUGUCGGGCCCGAAAGAUUCCGUGUCAUAGACAAUGCACAACUUUCUCCAAGCGGCUAUAGUGUCGGCAUUACUGCAAAUAUUAUUCUCCUUUACAGCCGUGAGUGCCGUCAGCUGGGAGGAAUGGUGGACGUACGACGGUAUUUCAGGUCCGGCGUUUUGGGGCUUGAUAAAUCCGGAAUGGUCGUUAUGCAACAAGGGACGGCGGCAAUCGCCAGUCAACCUGGAGCCAGAAAAACUGCUUUUCGACCCCAACCUACGAUCUUUGCACAUAGAUAAGCAUAGGAUAAAUGGAUUAAUAAGCAAUACGGGUCACUCGGUAAUUUUUACCGUGGAAAAUGAGACUAGACAUCACAUCAACAUCACGGGAGGUCCGCUCUCAUACAAGUAUCAAUUCCAUGAAAUCCAUAUACAUUACGGAUUGCACGAUCAGUUCGGUUCAGAGCACGCCAUCAAUGGUUAUUCAUUUCCUGCAGAGAUUCAAAUAUUUGGUUUCAAUUCGCAGCUUUAUUCAAACUUUUCCGAAGCUCUGCACAAAGCUCAAGGAAUUGUUUCAAUAUCUUUACUUUUACAGCUUGGUGAUUUGUCGAAUCCAGAAUUACGGGUACUGACGGAGGAAUUAGAAAAUAUUAAAUACGGAGGAGCCGAGAUGCCGGUCAAUAAGUUAUCCGUACGGGGUCUUCUGCCAGACACCGAAUACUACAUGACAUAUGAUGGCUCCACGACGGCGCCUGCUUGCUUCGAGACGGUCACGUGGGUGAUUGUCAAUAAACCAAUUUAUAUUACAAAGCAACAAUUGCACGCUCUUCGGCGACUAAUGCAAGGCGAUGCGCGUCAUCCAAAAGCACCGCUUGGCAACAACUUCCGGCCACCCCAGCCGCUACACCACCGCGCCGUGAGAACAAACAUCGACUUCGAUUUGAGCAGGUAUCCUGGAAAGACUUGCCCGAGUAUGCAUCGAGAUAUGCACUAUAAAGCCAAAAGCUGGACACAAUAUUGAAGAAAGUUUAAGUUGAAACGGUAGGCAUUCAUGUACACUAAUUAGUUGCUACGUAGAAAAUAUUUAUAGAAAUUAAGUGAUUGUAAAUAUUCCCUUGUACAGUUCUAUAAUAUAUCUUGCUUAUGACAAAUGGAGGUAAAGUAAGGCUAGAUAAGUGUUGUAAUUAAGUAAAUAUCGAAGGCAUUGAAUAGAGCUGAAGUAUGAAUAGCUUCCGGUAGAGUUUUAUUGUGAUGAUUAUUCGAAUUAGAUGUUACACUUGAUAUUUCAUAACGGCCUCUAAAUAGGUAGGACAUACAUACAUAUUUUCGGAUAGAUUGUUUAAACUAUAACAUUGGUCUCGCUGUCAGUACAUAGUACCUAAUGAAGUAGUAUUAUUAUAUCUUUAUAGACUAUAUUUAAAUAAAUACUUUAGUACUUAUAAUGUAAACUAAACGGUUUUGUAUCCUUUACAAAAGUAGCUAUAUCAUGUUGUUAUAUCAGGCAUUUCACUAGUAAUUUUGAAACAAAAUUGUUCAUUUUUAAACGCUUAUUAUGUAUUUUGUGAAUAAGAAUUAGUAAGUUCAAUGAAAAACAUAUCGAAUAUAAUUUUGUUUUCAUUAUAGUCAAUCAAAAGAAAUAAAAUUCAAUUAUUAAAGAAUUUAGAGAUGUUAUCAUAUCAAAAUAUAAGAAUAUGUAAAUUAGAGUAAAUAAUAACUUUUAUGACUGUACUUAUAAAUAAAUAAACAAUUUAAUACAACUACGCUAUGACAUCUAUAGCUUUAACAAGAAAUGUAUCGAUAAUUAGGCAUAUUUUAUUGCUACCAAUGUAAUAAUACUGAAUUUUCAUGAUCAUAUAAUGUAUAUCGCCUGGCUUAUUAAGCUCCUAUUAGAAAGUAUUAUUAUUUGAAUAAAUUAUAUC
Messenger RNA from Galleria mellonella (greater wax moth), 2273 nucleotides. Its product is annotated as carbonic anhydrase-related protein 10. Lineage: Eukaryota; Metazoa; Arthropoda; Insecta; Lepidoptera; Pyralidae. The transcript has 11 exons. The coding region runs from base 410 to 1375 and encodes 321 amino acids. Gene Ontology annotation, molecular function: carbonate dehydratase activity; zinc ion binding. The record is from RefSeq and is a predicted model, not a curated record.